This is a messenger RNA of Neurospora crassa OR74A, 810 nucleotides long. RefSeq names its product rhamnogalacturonan acetylesterase. Lineage: Eukaryota; Fungi; Ascomycota; Sordariomycetes; Sordariales; Sordariaceae. The transcript has 2 exons. Bases 1 to 810 code for a protein of 269 amino acids. Gene Ontology annotation, molecular function: hydrolase activity. The record is from RefSeq and is a predicted model, not a curated record.
AUGCGAUUUUCGUCCACGGCAUUGAUCGCCAGCCUCGCUGCUGCGAGUGUUGAUGCGCGGAGCGUGAAUCCCUGCGAUAAGCGGGCAACACCUACUGUUUACCUUGCCGGUGACAGCACUACGGCCAAGACCGGGGGUCUUCUCAUGGGAUGGGGUGAAUACCUUCCCCCCCUCCUCAACGGCAUCACCGUCGUCAACAAAGCCGUCCCCGGCCGUUCCGCCCGGUCCUACACCAACGAAGGCCGCUUCACCGAGCUUGCCAACCUGGUCACCGCUGGCGACAUCGUCGUCAUCGAGUUCGGCCACAACGACGGCGGCUCUCCUAGGUCGGCCUCCGACAACGGCCGCUCCGACUGUCCCGGCACCGGCUCCGAAGUUUGUGUCUCAGGUAAAACGGGCGAAAAAGUUUACACGUUCAAUCACUACGUCGAAACCGCCGCAAGGGCGAUCAUUGCCAAGGGCGCCUCCGUCAUCUUUAGCUCCCAGACACCUAACAACCUGUGGGAGGGAGGCAGUUAUGGCGGGUAUGGAACCCCCGUGAGGUUCGUGGAGUAUGCAAGCCUCGCGGCGAAGAAUCUUGCGGGAACGGGGAAAGCCAGCUUCGUGGAUCACUAUCAGGCUGUGGCGAAUAUGUAUUUGAAGCUGGGGAACGCGAAGACGAACAGCCUGUAUCCCAGCGAUCAUACGCAUACCAGCCCGGAGGGAGCGGAUCUCGUGGCGAAGGCGUUUGCGCAGGCGGUCAAGUUGGCGUGGAACGGGACGACGCCGUUGAAGGGAUAUUUGAAGGCGGGGAAUCCUACUGUCUUCUAA